Ciona intestinalis (vase tunicate) is the source of this 1631-nucleotide messenger RNA. Lineage: Eukaryota; Metazoa; Chordata; Ascidiacea; Phlebobranchia; Cionidae. The record is from RefSeq and is a predicted model, not a curated record.
UUUAUUAUUAUGUCAUCAUAGACAAUUCGUGACAUCAUAAAAGUAGAUAAUUUAGUUGAUUCGGGAAUAUAAUUCGGGACUUUACGCCUGAGUGACGAUGCUCCUCUUUCUCUCACUCCUCCCACUUUUGCUCUUAGGAGGAGCAAAUGCGCAGAACAUCACGGUUCAGUGCAACGCCACUUCUAUUAGUAUUAUUGUGAAACGAUCAUACCUUCAAUCGCUGGUGGAUUUCCCUGUCCAAACUCUCAGUUAUAAAAACACCGCCGGGUUAUUCCCCGUCGAUUGUCUCGCUACUGAUGACGGAACAAAUGUCAAUUACACGACCGCCAACUUCUCCCAUUGUUCGUCAGGAAACAUGGUGUUUAGCGACCACGUGACGUACAAUUACACCGCGGUAUUGACUACGUCACAAGGAAGCGCCGUGGUGACGAGAGACGCGGUGUACGAGUUUACGUUCGGCUGUACUUACUCAACCAAGUAUAACGUUAGCACUUCCAACUUUGUGUCUGUGUUCAAACCUGAUGUCGUAGCGGGGGCAAACGGGACGGGAAACUUUGCGUCCCAGAUUUUCCUCACGAACGCCAUGGGACAACCCGUUGGUAGCAGCUUCAAGCACGGGGAUAUGAUUAAAGUGGAAAUAUCCACACCCAAUGUUGCGGGAGUGGUGCUUAAGCUGGGUAAUUGUUACACCUCACCAAGCAACAACGCAACUAACACAACGCACAAAGUUGAUCUUAUCGUAGGCGGUUGCGCACAAGCCGACACUACCGUUACGCAGAGUGUUGGAACGAUUUUGAAGUUCGGCUUUUUGGCAAAGCAAUUCGCGAGCCUUACAGUCAGCCAACAGUUUCUGUAUCUGCACUGUACUAACGAGGUUUGCUUGGCAUCGGAUAUGACCUGUCAAUCAGCGCCUUCGUGUAGUGGUCGUCGUAGAAGAAGUCUCCGCCAAGCACAAUCACAAGCUGAGUUCCGAUUAACCCACUGCGAUAAGAUAAUGAUGGGUUGCGAGGAUGAUUGUGACGUCACAGAAGACGGAAAUUCGGUUUGUUUGUGUCGUAAUAAUAAACAGCUCGGUCAAGAUGGGAAAUCAUGUGUAGCAGGCCCAGCUUCGCUUGUUGAUGUGAAACCUCCCUCACCCCCCCACAACCCACCACGCCCAUAUAACCCACCCCCCCUACAAAUCCAACACUUUAUUCCCACCCCCAAAGCCCGACCACGCCCCUCGCCCCGCCCCCACCACCGACCAAUCACAACCCUCAUUCUCAACUAUGCAGUUUACGCAGCCAUCGGUAUCUUGUGCAUUGUCUUAAUAGCAAACGUGAUUAUGUCGUGUCGUCAGCGCCAUAAGGGCCAUCGAGUUAACGAAGUGGAGAAAGAAGCUCUUAUUCAGUGAUUGUGAUGUCAUAAAUGUAAAGGAUUGUCCCGCUUGUGACGUAAUAACUAUAGGGGGCAAACUUAUGAACACAGGGGAGGCAGGGAUAGUUAGACACAAAAAUUUUACUCAAACUUUUAGCGUUUUGAUAAAUGUAAAAUUCGAGGGUACGCCUGCCCACCCUGCCACCCCAGGUUUGCCGCCUAUGAUAACUCUUGUUAUAUCUAAUUGUACUCGGAAUAAAAUUCUCUGUUGGUGA